AUGCCUGACCAGUUCUCAAACGUCGCAAAUAAUUUUUCAAAGCAAAAAUGGUAUGAUACAAGCUUGGAAUUUGCUGAGGCAUGUACCUCACUCGCAUGGCCGGUGACACGUUUCGUGUAUGCUGGAGACAAAGCUGGUAGAUUACAUUGUAUAGAUUGCGAUGGACCUUGCCCGGUUCCCGUAGCCACUACACUAGUCUCUUCAUCCAGAGUCUCAUCUCUGACCCUUAACAGAUCAGCUGACCUUUUUGCAUCCACCUCGGCUGAGGACAGCUUCGUGAGCAUUGGUACUACUGAUCCAGAAAGUGGUGUGUUUGGUACCUCCACAGCACAGUUGAAAUGUUCAAAACGACCUCUAUGUGCGCUUUUUAUGGAUGAUGAGCGGACUAAGCAGAGCUUAGUGCUAGUAGGAUCAUCGUCUGGAAUCCAUAUCGUAGAUGCGCAGAGCGGAGCUAUAUUUCGAUUUCUGACAAGCAAAGGUGGUGCCACAUCUCUGUAUUCCUGGCUAGGAUGUAUGGUGGCGGCCGGAGAAAGUCGAGGUGGUGUGACACUUUGGGAUGCUCGAGUAAAUGAGUCAGUUGCUCAUUUCACAACAUCCUCGCUGAAUGCUAAACGUUCUGUAUUCGCCGUAGAUGGCGCUGCGCGUGUUCUAGCAUUGGCUGGUGACUCCGGUAUGGUUCAUCUCUACGAUAUUGCUGCGCGAAAGGAGAUUGUGAAGAAAAAAAUCUCACCAAGUGAUGUGAAAGUGAUGAGUUUUUCACCGAGGAUGAGGCUAUUAUUGGCUGCUGAUGUUCAAAGGUUACGGAUGGUUAACCUCUGUGAUAUCACAUUCACAACAUUUCCACCUCCAACACAUAAAAUUUUGAAUCUGCAAUCAGUUACUGGAAUGCUCUGGGAUCCAACAACCUGUCGAUUUGUGGUUCGUGGAACGGAUAAGUUGUUGCGUUUAUACCGAUUAGAUGAAACCGAUAGUGAAGGAAGUUGA
Necator americanus (New World hookworm) is the source of this 984-nucleotide messenger RNA. RefSeq lists its product as uncharacterized. Bases 1 to 984 code for a protein of 327 amino acids. Gene Ontology annotation, molecular function: protein binding. The transcript has 8 exons. The record is from RefSeq and is a predicted model, not a curated record. Lineage: Eukaryota; Metazoa; Nematoda; Chromadorea; Rhabditida; Ancylostomatidae.